UUAAUAUAUAGUGUCUUCCUCUGUAAAUACCUCUUUUAAUGUAGCCAAUUCACAUCAUCUCUACUUGCAAAGCAAAGCCCUAAAAUAUCUGUUUCUAAUCUUUAUGGCUGCAUCAAACCAGCUCCAAAUUGUGAUCCCUAACGACCUCCCCAAAAUGGAGGAAGAAAUCGACUACUCCGAAAGGGCACAGUGGCUCCGAGCGGCGGUGCUCGGAGCCAACGACGGCUUGGUCACCAUUGCAUCACUGAUUCUUGGAGUCGGAGCCCUCAAACACGAAGCCAAGGCCAUAAUCCUAACGGGCUUCGCCGGACUUUUCGCCGGAGCUUGCAGCAUGGCCAUCGGGGAGUUCGUGUCGGUGUACACACAGCUGGACAUAGAGAAAGGCCAGAGGAAGAGAGAGAAAGGGAUGGGACUAGAGGAGAGGGAGAAGCUUCCGAACCCUUGGCAGGCCGCGGGGGCUUCGGCCCUCGCCUUCUCGCUGGGGGCCGUUGUGCCGUUGCUUCCUGCCGCCUUCAUUGCGGAUCACAGGGUCAGGAUGGGGGUGGUGGUGGCGGCCACCACGUUGGGGUUGGCGGGGUUCGGAGGUGUCGGGGCGGCGCUGGGGAGGACUAAGGUGGUGAGGUCUUGUGUGAGGGUGGUGGUGGGAGGGUGGAUGGCCAUGGCUAUCACAUUUGGUCUCACUAAGUUGAUUGGCUCUAGUGGAUUUGGAGUCUGACUAGUAAUAAGCGCAACUUAGUUGGUAAGGUAAGAAGCUAGAGUCAAUUAUUAUGGAUGAGGAUAUGAGUGACUAAUAAAAUAUGCAUUGGCACACAAACUUAAUUGGUGUAUAUGCAUGCUAUCUAUAUAUGUACGUACUUUGUAGGAAAAAAAUUGGCUAGUCUUGUAUGGAAGUCAUAAGCUUAAUGUAUUUAUAAG
This is a messenger RNA of Salvia splendens (bonfire salvia), 915 nucleotides long. Its product is annotated as vacuolar iron transporter homolog 4. Gene Ontology annotation, molecular function: manganese ion transmembrane transporter activity. The coding region runs from base 104 to 715 and encodes 203 amino acids. The record is from RefSeq and is a predicted model, not a curated record. The transcript has a single exon. Gene Ontology annotation, biological process: intracellular manganese ion homeostasis. Lineage: Eukaryota; Viridiplantae; Streptophyta; Magnoliopsida; Lamiales; Lamiaceae.